Molecule: messenger RNA, 2921 nt
Organism: Brienomyrus brachyistius
Lineage: Eukaryota; Metazoa; Chordata; Actinopteri; Osteoglossiformes; Mormyridae
Product: NACHT, LRR and PYD domains-containing protein 12-like
Exons: 10
Coding region: 102-2696 (864 amino acids)
Molecular function (GO): protein binding
Source: RefSeq, a predicted model, not a curated record
CACCUACAUACUGUACGUCUGCCUCCCCAGCCGGUUACCAUUCAAGAAUCAGAUUGUGAAACACGGGAACCAGUUUAUAUACAACCAUAAUCAUCUAAGCGAUGGAUCACCAUUCCCAUGGAGAGACCCAGACCUCACUCACUGACCUCUUGCUGGAUUAUCUAAAGGAUCUCAUUGAUGAAGAGUUGAAGGAGUUUAAACUGCGUCUCCCAGUGAAUAAAGAGUUAAAGCCCCUUCCCAAGGGUCAGAUGAAAACCUUGGGCAGAACAGACUUUGCCGAAAUGAUGAUGAAUUCCUACAGUAAAGCUGGGGCUCUCAAAGUCACGCUUGAGAUCCUGAAGAAGAUGAACCUGAAUGACCUUGCUCAGAAACUGAAUGAAGACCUGCAGAAGUGUAAACAAGCAGGAAGUGAGCAGAGUGACAUGUUGGAGACGAGGCAACUCAUGUUGCACAAAAUAAAAUGUUCCUUGAAAGAGAAAUUUGAGUGUGUGUAUGAAGGGAAAGCUAAGGAAGGACAGCGAAUACUUCUCAGUGAGAUUUACAUAGAACUCUACAUAACUGAAGGUGGGACUGGAGGAGUCAAUGAUGAACAUGAAGUGAGACAGAUUGAAACAGCAUCCAAGAAAAGGCAAACAGAAGAUACUACAGUCAAGUGCACUGAUAUAUUUAAACCCUUAUGUGGGCGUGAGACACCAAUCAGAACUGUACUCACUAAAGGGGUGGCAGGUAUCGGGAAAACAGUCUCUGUGCAGAAGUUUAUUCUCGACUGGGCAGAAGGAAAAGCAAACCAGGAUGUUCACUUCAUAUUUGCUCUUCCUAUCCGGGACCUGAAUUUGAUUAAGGGUGAAUACAGUCUGAUUGAACUGCUUCACCGCUUUGUCCCAGAACUGAAAUCACUUGAAUCCACUGAGUUAUUUGGGUACAAAGUCUUGUUCAUCUUUGAUGGUCUGGAUGAGUGUCGCCUUCCUCUAAAUUUUCGGAACAAUGAGAGCUGGUUUGAUGUAACAACGAAAAUGUCACUGGAUCUGCUGUUGACUAACCUCAUUAAGGGGAAUCUGCUUCCAUCCGCUCUCCUCUGGAUAACCUCCCGGCCAGCAGCAACCAAUCAGAUACCUCCUGAGUACAUCCACCGGGUGACAGAGAUACGAGGGUUCAGUGAUGCACAGAAGGAGGAGUAUUUCAAGAAGAGAUUUAAUGAUCAGAGCCUGGCCAGCAGGAUUAUCACACAUGUGAAAUCAUCAAGGAGCCUCUUCAUCAUGUGCCACAUACCUGUGUUCUGUUGGAUUUCAGCCACUGUGCUUAAGAGGCUUUUUACUGAGAAUGACAGGGGAGAAAUUCCAAGGACUCUGACUGAAAUGUACACACACUUCCUGAUUCAUCAGGAAAGUUUUAAAAAAGACAAGUAUAUGAAAAACUAUGAAAGCAAGCUAAAUGAAAACAGCAAGGAAUUCCUUUUGAAACUUGGUAAAUUGGCUUUUGACAACCUUGAGAAAGGCAAUCUCAUAUUUUAUAAGCAAGAUCUGACAGAGAAUGGCAUUGAUGUCGCUGAAACUUCAGUUUACUCUGGAGUCUGCACAGAAGUCUUUAAAGAGGAGUAUGGGUUGUACCAGGAGAAGGUGUACUGCUUUGUGCAUCUGAGCAUCCAGGAGUAUCUCGCUGCUUUAUAUGUGUUUCUGUCAAACUCAUCUGCUGACCUGCUGAAGACUGCAGUGAAUCAGGCAUUAGAGAGCAAGAAUGGACACUUGGACCUCUACCUCCGCUUCCUCCUGGGCCUCUCAACAGAUUCCAGUAAGACUCUGUUACAAAAGUUACUGGGGCCGACAGAAACCAGCUCACAUACCAUUAAGGAAACAGCCCAAUACAUCAAGGUGAAAAUACAGGAGAAUUUAUCUCCAGAAAGGACCAUCAACCUGUUCCACUGUCUGACUGAGCUGGGUGACAAUUCUCUAGUAGAGGAAGUACAAAGAUACCUGAAUUCAGGAAACAUUUCAGCAGAUGACCUCUCACCUGCACAGUACUCAGCUCUGGCCUUUGUGAUGCUGAUGUCAGAUGAGGAGCUGGAUGUGUUUGACCUGAAGAAAUACAUCAGAUCAGAUAAACAGCACUGCAGGCUGCUGCCUGUGGUCAAGAACUCCAGGACGGCUCUGCUGAACAGCUGUGAUCUCAUAGAUAAACACUGUGAAGUGCUGUCUUCAGCUCUCAGAUCAAACUCCUCACCCCUGAGAGAGCUGGACCUGAGUGACAAUGACCUGCAGGACUCAGGAGUGAAGCUGCUCUCUGCUGGACUGGGGGACUUACACUGUAAACUGGAGAUACUGAGGCUGUCAGGCUGUAUAGUCACAGAAGAAGGCUGUUCUUCCCUGGCUUCAGCUCUGAAGUUAAACCCCUCACACCUGAGAGAGCUGGAUCUGAGCUACAAUCACCCAGGAGAUUCAGGAGUGAAGCUACUCUCUGCUGUACUGGAGGAUCUCAGCUGUAAACUGGAGAAGCUGCAGGUGGGCCGGUGUGAACUCACAGAGAAAUGCUGUGAGGCACUGGCUUCAGCUCUCAGAUCAAACUCCUCACCCCUGAGAGAGCUGGACCUGAGUGACAAUGACCUGCAGGACUCAGGAGUGAAGCUGCUCUCUGCUGGACUGGGGGACUUACACUGCAACCUGGAGAUACUGAGGAACUGCCUACAUGCUCUUGCCACAUGAGGCCGGGCAUUGUCGUGCACCAGGAGGAACCCAGGACCCACCGCACCAGCAUAGGGUCUGACAAUGGGUUCAAGGAUUUCAUCCUGAUACCUAAUGGCAGUCAAGGUGCCGUUGUCUAGCCGGUAGAGGACUGUGCGUCCCUCCAUGGAUAUGCCUCCCCAGACCAUCACUGACCCACCACCAAACCGGUCAUGCUGAACAAUGCUGCAGGCAGCAUAACGUUCU